AUGAAAAAAUUUAAAAUAAAAUCUUUUAUUUUUCCAUUUCCAACAUUAUUAAUAUUUUUAUAUAAUUUUUGUUCUUCCCUACAACAAUCACAAAAGUUUUGCCCAAUUUGGGUUAAUACAAGAAUUCAACAAUGUGUUCAGCCUGUAGCAGAUUAUGCUAAAGCAGUUAACAAUCAACAAAAAAAUGAGAAAGAAAAUUCUGAAAAUUAUUUGGAUUUAAAUAAAAAAAAUAAAAAUAAUUAUGAAAAAAUUCAGGGAAUUCAGUGGCCAACAAAAGUUAUUGGAGGGAAAAUAUUUCAAGAAUUGUGUCUGUUAAUUAGGCAUUUUGAACGUUGUGUGAGUGGGUAUAGAACUAAAUGUAGAAGGCAUAUAACUGUUAGCUUAAUUGAAGCAUCUUAUGGAUAUCUGUGUAAUGAGGGUUAUGAAAUUUUUGUUGGGUCUGCAGAAUGUUUAAUGGAAUUAGAUCAACAACCUAAUGUUAAAGGAUGUCAUGAUAAAACACUUUUAGAAAUUGAGGAAGCAAAUAAUGAACAAAAUGGGACUGUUGUAAAUAGAUUAGAGAGAAUGUGCAAUGCUUUAAAUUAUUUUUCUGAAUGUGUUCGCCCUCCAAUUAGGCAAAGCUGUGGAAAUGAAGCUUGGAAUGUUAUAUUUCGAGUAUUGAAAGAUACUUCUAGAAUUUUAAUGCCAAUGUGCAACUUUGAUAAUUAUUAUAGAUCGGGAGAGGAGGAAGAGGAAGAAAAUAAUAAUGAUUAUAAUAAUAAUAUAUUAAUUACUUCGACAAUUAAAAAAGAAUUAAUUAAAAAUUAUUUAAUAAAUUCUGAAGAAAAUAAACAAAAUCAGCAAUGGAAGGUUAUUGAAGAAAAUGAAGGGGAGGAAGAAAUUGAAGAGAAGGAGGAGGAGAAGGAAGAGGAAGUGAAAGGGAAAGGGAAUGAUGAAAAUAAAAUAAAAAAUAAUGAAGAAGAUUGGCAACAAUGGAAAAGAAAAAUGAUAGAGAACGAUGAGAAUGAAGAAGAAAAGGGGGAAGAAGGGGAAGAGGAGGAAGAAAUCAAAAAUGAAGAAAAUAGAGAAGAAGAGGAGGGGGAGGAAGUGGGAGAAGAAGAAAACAAUUUUGGAUUUGAUUUUUUCUCACAUAAAAUUCAUUAUAAUAAUGAAGAAGAAAGGCAAAGUCGUUUAACUAGUAGUGGAAAUAUUAAAUUAGUAAAUAAUGCAAAUAUUAUUUUUAUUUUUUUAAUUUUAUUUUGUUUUGUAAUAAAUUAA
This is a messenger RNA of Meloidogyne enterolobii, 1257 nucleotides long. Lineage: Eukaryota; Metazoa; Nematoda; Chromadorea; Rhabditida; Meloidogynidae. The record is from the annotation of a GenBank genome assembly.